Molecule: messenger RNA, 1833 nt
Organism: Ylistrum balloti
Lineage: Eukaryota; Metazoa; Mollusca; Bivalvia; Pectinida; Pectinidae
Product: solute carrier family 2, facilitated glucose transporter member 10-like
Exons: 13
Coding region: 1-1833 (610 amino acids)
Biological process (GO): transmembrane transport
Cellular component (GO): membrane
Molecular function (GO): transmembrane transporter activity
Source: RefSeq, a predicted model, not a curated record
AUGGAGAAUGAGGAUCUGCAGGAGGGAGAGAUUCUAUUGAAGAAUUACGCCUCCCGCAAUGGGUCCCUUGACUCAAAUCUGGAUCAAGACACUAUACAGGCCAUACACAUGGAACUGGAGGAGUGUCACCUUGACAACAGUCCUGUGGUUAGUCCUAUCCACUCAGCACAACCCUCCAAAGUCUCUGGUUUCUCUCCCAACUGUUACCUUGGUCUGGCAGCUGUCAUGGCUUCCCUUGGUGGUAUUCUCUUCGGAUAUGACAUUGGUAUCAUAUCUGGUGCAGUCCUACAGCUACAGGACCAGUUCUGUCUGUCCUGUUUCCAGAGGGAACUUGUUGUCAGCAUUAUGCUUGUAGGGGCCAUGAUGGGGUCCCUCUUUGGAGGAUUUGUGAUAGACAAGUAUGGACGAAGGCAGACCAUCAUUCUUAAUGCUGUAGUAUUCCUAGUGGGAGCUUUCAUCCUCGCCGUCUCUUCCAGUUAUCCUCUCCUUGUAAGUACUGGAGUAGUCUCAAUCUAUAUAAGUGUGUCUGCUACUGGAGAGUGUGUUUACAUAUCAGAGAUAGCUCCAGCUAAGAAACGUGGGGUGCUGGUGUCACUGAAUGAGUUGGGCAUUACCUUAGGACUUCUCCUGGCAUACCUUGUCAACUACUUCUUUAUACAGGUCAACAAUGGCUGGCGGUACAUGUUUGGACUAUCUGCCAUUCCUGCAGUCAUCCAAGGUGUUGGGAUGAUGUUCCUUCCCAAGAGUCCUCGAUUUUACAUGUUGAAAAGACAGGAGGCCAAGGCACAAGAAGUGUUGAUGAAGCUGAGACGGGGAGAUGUAGAGAAAGAGAUGAAUGCCAUGAAAAUAUCCAUAGCUGGGGAAAUGAACCAGACCUGCUGCAGCCUUUGCAGCAGUGUGGACAAUAUGAGAGGUCGGAUGAUGAUUGGGGCAGGACUUGUCUUCUUCCAACAGUUUACCGGCCAGCCAAAUGUGCUGUAUUAUGCACCCACCAUUUUUGAGGCUGUAGGCUUCGGAUCACAUUCCGCUGCUACCCUUGCAACAGUAGGGCUAGGGGUUAUUAAAGUUGUAAUGACUGUCAUAGCAUUACUGUGUGUGGAUAAAUGGGGAAGACGCAAGUUUCUCCUGACUGGUGCUGUUCUGAUGGGUACUGCCAUCUUAUGUCUAGGACUUGUAACUCAUCUUCAGAACCACACACUUAACAAAAAGACAUGCUCAGAGAGUGAAGUGUGUGUGCCAUCAACAGAUAACCAUCAACAUCAAGUUUUUCUAUACAACCAAUCAAAUAGCUUCACUGGUGCUAACCUGACUAACCCAAGCAUAGCUAAUCAGUCUAACUCUACUGAUCACACACCUUUGGUACAUGGGGACAAAGCAGGAAGGGUAGUAGCAUUCAUAGCCCUGAUGACUUUUGUAGCGGCUUAUGCCAUUGGAUUUGGACCAGUAACAUGGCUGGUCCUCAGUGAAAUUUUCCCUGCCUCGGUGAAGGGACGGGCCAUUGGCAUAACAACAGUUCUCAACUGGGGCACCAAUAUGGUUGUUUCUUCUGUCUUUCUCAAUGUCAUUGAUAAGUUGGGAGUGUCCUUGACCUUCUUCGUCUUUUGUUUUAUCUGUGCGCUAUCCACAGGAUUUAUCUUUCUCUUUGUUCCUGAGACCAAAGGGCGUUCCCUGGAACAGAUAUCUUCUGAUCUUACAAAGGGAUCACUGUUAUCAACGGUCAGAGUACGUCUGGGAACUCUUUGGUGUUGUAAGUCACUGAAAACAGAAAUCAAACUGUCGUCUGGAUACAAACCUGUCCCAGAGGUACGCAUGUCCUCACUAGCUGUGAGCUGA